GCGGGCCGCGCCGCGCUCCGUGCGCCUCCGGGGCCUGAGGCCGCCGUUGUUCGCGCUCCCCGCAGGGCGCCCCGGGCCGCGCCGGGAGCCCCAUGUGAGAAGCGGCCGUCGAGGCGGGCGGGCGGGCGCACCGCGACCCGCCGGGGCCGCGGGAGAAAAUGACAUCGCGGAGAUGGUUUCAUCCAAAUAUUACUGGGGUGGAGGCAGAAAACCUCCUGUUAACACGAGGAGUAGAUGGCAGCUUUUUGGCACGGCCCAGCAAAAGUAACCCAGGAGACUUCACACUCUCUGUUAGACGAACUGGAGCUGUCACCCACAUCAAGAUCCAGAACACAGGAGACUACUAUGACCUCUAUGGAGGAGAGAAGUUUGCUACGUUGGCUGAGUUAGUCCAGUAUUAUAUGGAACAUCAUGGACAGCUGAAGGAGAAGAAUGGAGAUGUUAUAGAGUUGAAAUACCCACUGAACUGUGCUGAUCCUACAUCUGAAAGGUGGUUUCAUGGGCAUCUCUCUGGAAGAGAAGCUGAAAAACUAUUAACAGAAAAAGGAAAACAUGGAAGCUUUCUUGUGCGUGAGAGUCAAAGCCACCCUGGGGACUUUGUGCUUUCUGUCCGGACUGGAGAUGAUAAAGGAGAGAGUAAUGAUGGGAAAUCCAAAGUGACACACGUCAUGAUUCACUGCCAGGAUCUAAAAUACGAUGUUGGUGGAGGAGAGAAAUUUGACUCUCUGACAGAUCUAGUGGAACAUUACAAGAAGAACCCUAUGGUAGAAACUCUGGGCACAGUAUUGCAGCUCAAGCAGCCUCUGAAUACUACCCGUAUUAAUGCUGCAGAGAUUGAAAGCAGAGUGAGAGAGCUAAGCAAGCUAGCAGAGACUACAGAUAAAGUCAAGCAGGGCUUCUGGGAAGAAUUUGAGACUUUACAGCAGCAAGAAUGUAAACUUCUCUAUAGUCGUAAAGAAGGGCAGCGUCAGGAAAACAAAAACAAAAACAGAUACAAAAACAUUUUACCCUUUGAUCAUACCAGAGUUGUUCUACAUGAUGGUGAUCCAAAUGAACCUGUUUCAGACUACAUCAAUGCUAACAUUAUUAUGCCUGAGUUUGAAACAAAGUGUAACAACUCAAAGCCAAAAAAAAGCUACAUUGCUACUCAAGGUUGCCUACAGAAUACAGUGAAUGAUUUUUGGAGAAUGGUGUUCCAGGAGAAUUCUCGGGUGAUUGUUAUGACAACAAAAGAAGUUGAAAGAGGAAAGAGUAAGUGUGUCAAAUACUGGCCUGACGAGUAUUCCCUGAAGGAGUACGGUGUUAUGCGGGUUAGGAAUGUUAAGGAGAGUGCAGCACAUGAUUACACACUAAGAGAACUUAAGCUUUCUAAAGUUGGACAAGGGAACACAGAGAGGACAGUCUGGCAAUAUCACUUCAGAACUUGGCCUGAUCACGGAGUCCCAAGUGACCCUGGAGGUGUACUAGACUUCCUAGAGGAGGUCCACCAUAAGCAGGAGAGCAUUUCUGAUGCAGGACCAGUUGUGGUCCACUGCAGUGCUGGGAUUGGGCGAACAGGAACAUUCAUUGUGAUUGAUAUUCUGAUUGACAUAAUCAGAGAAAAAGGUGUGGACUGUGAUAUUGAUGUUCCAAAGACCAUUCAGAUGGUGAGAUCCCAGAGGUCAGGAAUGGUUCAGACAGAAGCACAGUACAGGUUUAUUUACAUGGCAGUGCAGCACUACAUUGAGACUCUGCAGCGCAGGAUUGAAGAGGAGCAGAAGAGUAAGAGGAAAGGUCAUGAAUACACAAACAUAAAAUAUUCUUUAUCGGACCAGACAAGUGGAGAUCAGAGUCCUCUUCCACCCUGCACCCCAACCCCAACGUGUCCAGAAAUGAGAGAAGAUAGUGCUAGAGUAUAUGAAAAUGUGGGGCUGAUGCAACAGCAGAAAAGUUUCAGAUGAGAAGAUGUACAGAGACUUCCAUGCAAAGGCAGAUAUUAAUAUGGUUUUUAAAAAGGUCAAGAAAGAGAUGGAAGAAGCUUCACAAGAAUGGUGAACUCUGAGGGCUUGGUACCUUUUUAUUUACGGUUUGAAUCCUCCAACAGUAGGCAAAACUUAAGACCAUCUAAAGAUUGUUUUUAUCUCUUCUCUCCAAUACCUGAUUCACAGUUGCUCAUUUUCCAAAUAAAAGGAAAUCCUUUCUACAAUGUAGACAAAUACUUUGUAGAGUCAGUUUUGAAUCCAGCAAACUGUUGGACUGUCAUGCAUUUGUUUUUUUAAAUAGUAUUUUUGUUUCACAGUAUGGCUAUUAGUUGGGGUUUUUUUGUUAUUUGAGAAGUUGUGGGAUAUUUCUUGGGGGGCUGGAGGGGUGGGUGGUGGGAGAGCAAUGACAUGGAUAAAUCCGUUACACUAAUGUAAAAUACUGGUGGGAACAAUACUUGAUUGUUUGAAAACAGUGGAUCACCAGCAUGAAUAGAGUCACCUACAUGGUAAAAUUAGUCCUAACACAUUUCAAACUCAGACUGAGUUUCAUUGGGGUGAGCAGUUACUGAUAUGAAGGUGCUUUUUGUGAUAACUGAUGGCUUUGAUUACGACUUCGCUGAGUGGCUGGAUGGUCUGUUUUUCAGUAAUUAUGCAAGGUAGCCUUUACAUCACAUGAAAUUUCUUUUAGAUGAUCUCUCCCCAAAAUGGCAAUUUCCUGUAUCUCUCAAAAGACACUGUGGCCUAGUGGCUUGUGAGGACACUGUCUGUGGUAGUUUGUGUUCAUCUGUUAGGCAGGAGAUUGAACUUGUAGAGUUAAGGUAUUUUGAGAAGUUGCAUGAUCACACCUUGACAACAUAGUAAACCCAGUGAAACGAGUUAACCCGCUGUGCAGGCACUUACCUUAGUACGUGGUAACCUCCUUCCCCUUGUGCUGGGGAGGUGGAAGCUGUUGAGCCUUCUGGAUUUUUUAGUAAGGCCUUAUGCUAGUGUGAGUGACUAAAUUAAAGCUGUGUGGGGAAAGCAGCAUGUGGAAGUGACCUACCCACUACGUUUGCCUUAGCUGGGAAGGGCAGCAAGGUCAGCAGCUUGUUCUGGGUCAUUCCAUCAGGCAGGAGUUCAUUACCUGAAGUGCCUUUCAGAGCUGCCCUAGGUUUGCUGUCCCUGUUAGAAUAAAAAAUCACGUUCAUCUGAAACCACUUCUGAUUGUUGUAAAUGAGACAAAGUCCUCCUUUAGAGACUCUGGAAUGAAGAACUGCUGUUAAGCUGCCAAGUAACUGGGUUUCUUGGCUUAGUUUGCUCUGUCCAAUUAUCUGGGCCAGCAUCUCCCCUUGGAGCCAUCAGCAGCUGCAUGUGUGCAUUAAUGGGAGUGUCUUACCUGUCCCCAUGGCUCUGGGGUAGUUCUGUCACCUCUCUGGAGUUACAGAAUUCUUGCAGUGGGUGCAGGUGGUGAGCACUGCAUUUCCUUGCUGUCUGCAGGGGUGCUGGCCCAGCAGGUUGGUGUCAUUGGCCUUACCAGUGAAAUGAUGCUAAAGCCUGGAAUGUAAUUAGUGCAGCUUUGUGAAAGGUUGAGUGGGAGAUGACAUUACCUUUCCUUGAGAGUGCUUUGCAAAAUCAAAUAUUUGAACACUUAGUUUGAACUGAAUGAAGGGUGCUUCUUUAAUGUUAAGCAGAAUUUUCUUACUUUGCCUUUUGUCCUUUGAGACUUUGGGUUUGGUUUUUGUUUGGGUUUUUUUGGAACUCCUGUCACCAGCAUACCAUGAUACAUGUUUUGAUAUCACAGCCUUAUUCACUAGUCAAAAAUACUUGUGCCCUUUCUAGAUCUGACAUUUCUAGGCAGGAUGGGAGAGAGAUCUGUUCAUUUGGUAGUGAGAUACCUGUUCUACAUCACCUGCUUCCUCUCCUGUCCCUGUUUACAGCUUCAUCCUUCUCAACAGGGAUCAGUUGUGUCAGUAUUUGUACAGAGCAAUGACAGCAAUUAAAUAUUUGUCUGAAAUUUGGUGCAGAGACAGAUUCCACACUUCAUGCAUUAUAGCAAGGUGGAAUGUGUGUUCAGGAGCUGCUCUGCACCAAACUGAAAAGUCAGGGGAAAAGUCAAGAAGAGCAAGAGAAGGAUCCUGAAUGAACCUGAACUCUGUAAUGAACUCAGUUUAUGUGAUGUGUCUCAAAAGAUUGACCUGUAUAAGCAGCAAUCAGUUAUGUGGCCAACGUGAAGUUGCCUCCUAUGACCUCAUUUUAGCUGUUAAGAAUCUGCCUCUGUAGAAUUUUUUAAUUAUUUUUUUUUUCUUGGAACCAGGGAAUUCUUACUGCAGAAUGUGUAUUAAUCCUGGGGAGCAUAUGAUGGAAGAAUGUCAAUGAGGGGGAACAGAAUCUGAAAGAUUGUGAAUAAAUCCUCCUCUCUCAACUGGAGUGUGAGGCCCUGCUGAAUACCAGAGGGGAGACCUUGCAAAAUAAAAUCUGCCUUUGGUGCUCUGGCAGGAGAGGGGUGAUUCUUAAAGCAUCUUUUAAAUUAUUUUAGGCAAUGGCUGAGGUUUAUGACAGAUGAAACAAGAAAGAGAAAUGUCCUUUGGUUCAGGGGAGAUAAGUGAAUGUGGGUUUCAUGUAUUUCUAGUGAGUUUUUUAGAGAAUAAAUGUUAAGCUUUUGCUGUACCAAUGGAAUGGAAAAGGGAUGCAGUUCUGAAGUGUUCUGAUGUAGAAGACUUUAUACCACAAGGGAAACUUUAACCCAACUCCUAAGGCACAGGAAUUUAUGCCAGCAGGAAUUUGCUGCAGGCUUCAUUUGCUGAAUGUUUUAGAGCAUACACUUUAAUUUCAGCUAACUGUUGUUAGGGCUGAUUGGUUCUCCUAUUAAUCCUGACCAAAUUUUACUUUUUCCUUUUAAGAUGUGUGUUUGAAACACGAUUAACUAGGAUGCAGCUAACGAAGUUGUAAAACCUGUUUCCUUUUUUAUUGUAGGGAUAUGGGAAAAAUCGCAGCUGGUACUAGGAUGUGUCGUCAGGUUUUGAUUUCUACCCAUAACUUCAUAAUUUCAAAUUAAUUUUUAAUUUCCCCCUUUUAAAUAGUGAAACGUAAUUAAUAAUUUCAAGCCUGUUUAUUUAUGACAUUAUUGUGAUCUUUUUUUUUUUUUAUUACAGUACUAAAGACUAAUGAAAAAGGAUCCUCUUAUUAGGUGGAGUAGACCUUGCAUUUAUUUUUUUUCCUGCAAUGUAUGAAGUAUUGUACCAGAGUAUUAAAUGAAAUGUAAUAUUUUAUUGAAAAAUCUCUAUCCUUUAAAAGGAAUACAUUUAGGAUGUCAUCAAUUUGAUGUGAAUCAUGUAAAUGUUGAUAAUGUGCUGUUUAUUAUACAUCUAGUGUUUCAAAAGACUCACUUAUUGCCUUUUGCCCACAUCCAUUCUGUAGACCAUUUACAAUUGUCAAAAUGUGACAUUAAAAUAAUAGUUCCUGUAUAGAAA
Apus apus (common swift) is the source of this 5410-nucleotide messenger RNA. It is a transcript of the gene PTPN11, whose product is annotated as protein tyrosine phosphatase non-receptor type 11. Gene Ontology annotation, biological process: protein dephosphorylation. The transcript has 16 exons. NCBI's taxonomy places the organism in Eukaryota, Metazoa, Chordata, Aves, Apodiformes, Apodidae. Bases 159 to 1940 code for a protein of 593 amino acids. Gene Ontology annotation, molecular function: protein tyrosine phosphatase activity. The record is from RefSeq and is a predicted model, not a curated record.